UUAUCCUUUGACAGGUGGAAGAGUUCCCCGCUGUCUCGUCCGAGGACAUCAAGUUGGCUAUGAAGGAGUUGGCCCAUGAACCCACAACCCUCAUGUUCCACGCAGAGAUGUUACCCCCCAUCGCGGCCUCUGUUGGAGACGCUGUCAGUACCUCUGACCCCCCUGCGGCCCCAGCAGGUCCUGUGGAAGCUUACUCCACUUUCCUUGCCUCCCGUCCCUCAGUCUUCGAGACUUGCGCCGUGCAGGAGAUCCUGUCACUGGCUCACUUGGCCCCCAAUCUCCCACUGCACAUUGUCCACCUAUCAGCCAUGGAGGUGAUUCCUCUCUUGCGCAAAGCCCGCGCCGAUGGUGUCAGAAUCACAGCCGAAACGUGCUUCCACUAUCUGUCACUCGCCGCUGAGGAGAUUCGCGAUGGUGACACUCGUCAUAAGUGCUGCCCUCCCAUCCGCUCCAAAUUGAACCAGGACGGCCUCUGGGCCGAACUCGAACGUCAUGCCGAGGACGGAGUCAUCAAGACUGUAGUGUCGGACCACUCUCCCUGCACACCUGACCUGAAACUCUUGCCAUCCCAUAUUCCUGGCCAUCAUGUUGCCAAUGGCGAGGUCGAAAACCCCGGCAGCUUCUUCUCCGCCUGGGGUGGAAUCUCAUCCGUCGGUCUUGGACUCCCUAUCAUGUGGACCGAGCUCAGCCGUCGCAAGAACCUGACUUCCGCCCCCGAUGACGCCAACACGAAGCGUGCCCUUCAGGAUAUUGUGCGAUUGUGCUGUGCCAACACUGCGGCGCAGGUCGGCCUGCAGAACCAAAAGGGCGACCUGGUCCCGGGCUUUGACGCCGAUAUCUGUGUCUUUGACGACACCGCCGAAUGGGUCGUUAAGCCCAGCACCAUGCUUUUCCGCAACAAGUGCUCCCCCUACCAGGGCCGUACCCUUCGAGGCAUGGUCCGCGAAACCUGGGUGCGAGGCGAAAAAGUCUUCAGCCGAGACGAUGGUUUCGUCGCAAAGAUCCCAACGGGUCACCUCCUUCUCGAGAAGCGGGUUUGAUUCUUUUCAUUUUCCCUGAUACCCAUUUCCUCGAUCGAGACUGUUGACAGUCUGCCAGUCUCAACAAAAGCGAUUUCUCCCAACCUGUUGACAUGAUGAAACGAUGCAUGAUGCACCCCGUUACUGACGACCAUUAAUUAUAAUGACUUGAGCAGCAGCAUAUCCGCUGAUUCUGAUGCCACAAGCGACAAGUCAUCCCGCAUUAUCUUGGUUCCUCUGACUCUCCUUC
Aspergillus novofumigatus IBT 16806 is the source of this 1269-nucleotide messenger RNA. Its product is annotated as allantoinase alX. Lineage: Eukaryota; Fungi; Ascomycota; Eurotiomycetes; Eurotiales; Aspergillaceae. Gene Ontology annotation, cellular component: cytoplasm. Bases 60 to 1040 code for a protein of 326 amino acids. Gene Ontology annotation, molecular function: allantoinase activity. The record is from RefSeq and is a predicted model, not a curated record. The transcript has 2 exons. Gene Ontology annotation, biological process: purine nucleobase catabolic process.